AUGAUAUCUCUACCCGACACAGACAGCGAGGAUGAGCUUCCACCCGGCUGGGAGGAGAGGGCGACCGACGACGGCGCUGUUUGCUAUGUGAACCAACAGAGUAAGACAUCGCAGUGGACGCACCCGCGCACAGGUCGCUCCAAACGCAUAACCGGGGAGCUGCCCUUGGGCUGGGAGAAGUAUUACGACGAGCAGAGCAAGCGGUUCAUGUUCCUCAACAAGGAGACGCAACAGCGGACGAAUGUCGAUCCCCGCUUGGCCUUUGCCGCGGAGGAGCCAACGCAGAAUGUGGCCCAGGUGCGGCAGCGCUUUGAUUCCUGCUCCACCGCCCUGCAGGUGUUACACGGCAAGGAUCUGCACGGCCGAACGGCUCUCAUCACGGGCGCCAACUGUGGCAUUGGCUUUGAAACGGCUCGAUCAUUGGCUCAGCACGGCUGUGAGAUCAUCUUUGCCUGCCGGAACAGAAGCUCUGCAGAGGCCGCCAUAGAACGCAUUGCCCAGGAGCGACCGGCAGCCCGUGCCCGCUGUCGUUGUGCUGCCCUAGAUUUGAGCUCCUUGCGUUCCGUUCAGCAAUUCGUUAGGGAAAUCAAGCAGAGCGUAAACCACAUUGAUUAUCUAAUACUGAAUGCCGGAGUAUUUGCACUGCCCUACACCAAGACCGUUGAUGGUCUAGAAACCACAUUCCAGGUCUCGCACCUGUCCCAUUUCUACCUUACAUUGCAACUGGAGACGCUGUUUGAUUAUAAAACACGAAUUGUGGUUCUGUCAUCUGAAUCGCACAGAUUUGCCAAUCUCCCCGUGGACAAUCUGGCGGUGCAUCAUCUGUCGCCGCCACCGGAGAAGUACUGGAGCAUGAUGGCCUACAAUAAUGCCAAGCUGUGCAAUGUCCUGUUCGCCCAGGAACUGGCCCAGCGCUGGAAACAGCGAGGUAUCUCUGUGUUCAGCGUGCAUCCCGGCAAUAUGGUAUCCACCGAUCUCUCGCGAAACUAUUGGUUCUACCGGCUGCUGUUCGCCUUAGUGCGUCCCUUUACCAAGUCCCUGCAACAAGCGGCCGCCACCAGCAUUUACUGCGCCACAGCCAAUGAGCUGACGGGUCUGUCCGGACUGUACUUUAACAAUUGUUUCUUCUGCGAGCCCAGCAAGCUGUCCAGGAGCGCCACACUGCAACAGCAGCUGUGGCAAGUCAGCGAGCACUUGCUCACCGAGCUUCUGGAGCAGGAGCAGCAUUAGCACAAGUCACAAGCUCAGUCGUUAUCAAGACGGCAUUCGAAGCGGUUCGAUUGUAACUACCAGACCAAUAACUACGAACGCUUCAACUCCAUACCGUCGUCCACUGAACUAGUCAGGAUCGAAAGUGAAUUAAAUAUAAAUAGUUUGCAGUGAUACUCGAGAAGCUUAAGAAGUGAUUCUGCGGGAAUAUUUGCAAGUGGCACUGCAUUUUUAUUAUCAGAGUUGCCCGAUAACCUCCAACCUAAGUCGCGGGCUUGGACUCGGAUCAGAGCCAGAUCAGGCAGCAUAAGGAAGUGGGAGUGAGAAUUCAGACGCCCAGCUGUACUCCUCAACAGAAUCGCUGAGAAACGAAGAG
Messenger RNA from Drosophila serrata, 1585 nucleotides. It is a transcript of the gene Wwox, whose product is annotated as WW domain-containing oxidoreductase. The record is from RefSeq and is a predicted model, not a curated record. Gene Ontology annotation, molecular function: protein binding. NCBI's taxonomy places the organism in Eukaryota, Metazoa, Arthropoda, Insecta, Diptera, Drosophilidae.